Mangifera indica (mango) is the source of this 1985-nucleotide messenger RNA. RefSeq names its product respirasome Complex Assembly Factor 1-like. The record is from RefSeq and is a predicted model, not a curated record. Gene Ontology annotation, biological process: mitochondrial respirasome assembly. The transcript has 4 exons. NCBI's taxonomy places the organism in Eukaryota, Viridiplantae, Streptophyta, Magnoliopsida, Sapindales, Anacardiaceae. The coding region runs from base 1032 to 1412 and encodes 126 amino acids.
CCCAGAUAUCCUAUUUUUAACUAAAGGGGAAGACAAGUGGGUUACUUACUAGUCAUCAGCUCUAGUUUAGGUCCUCCCCUUGCCUAUCGUGUUCCUCUUCUGUCUUCUUUGCUCUGUUUGCCUUUAAAAAAGGAGCUCCUUGUCACGCUCUAUGACUACCCGAUACUCAUUAAUGAUGGGAAAAUAUGUUUGCUUUCCUGAUUGUGUUUAUGGAUGUUGAAUUUCAGGAGAUUUCAUUGCGAAUUUGCAAUAUUUUAGGAUGAUAUGAUCUGAAUUGUGGUUUUUGUGAAAUCUCAACUCAAAAGUCAGCGUGACGAUAGGCUUCUACUGUCUCCCUAGCCGCUGAAAACACUAAGCAGGAAAGGUAAGGGCCGCACAAACAAUGUCGUUGCGCGGGGAUGCGAUUUGCCAAGAUGCGGCAAAGAUAGCCGGCCAGCCCCAGCGGAUUAGGAAUGCGAAGGCAUUCCUUGGAAGAAAAGCUAUGCUCUUGACCAAGCCUUUUCCUUGCGACAACAAUGGCGGCGAAACUUUUGGACACAUUAGUUGGUGGCGGUGUAAACCAUCUGGUGGUGUCGGUGCAUCAUCUCCUGGCGGCGCAGCAUCUGGUGGCGGUGGGGGUGGUGGUGUACUAUCAUAUAAAUUAUAAUAUGGUAAAGUUGUGUUUGAUGAGUAGUGGCCACUGCCAGCCCACCUGUGAAAUUAAUAGACAAAUUUAACCCUGGGCUUUUUCUUCCCGUCUAAAAAAUAAACGCAAGGAGGGUGGCAGAAUCAGAAACGGACAGUCGUAUCCAUCCAAUCAUGUGCACCACUACAACACUUGCGCUUUGCUUCGCGAACCUGCGAAUUCCAAUCAUUUCAGAUCUACAGUUGUGUUUUUUGUUUUUAUUUUUUUAAUCCUUAUGUUCCUUCAAUCCAGUCAUCUUCACUUGAUCACUUCUUUAUUUUUCCAUUGUCAACUGAUCAACAGACCCUAACUUCGUUCAUCGCCGCCUUUUGACGAAUUUGUAGUAUCUUAAAUUCCUAUUACCUAAAUGAAAGAGGGCAAAUCAGUCAAAUUCAAUCUUCAACAGCAGCAGAAUGGUCACUUGUCUCCCUUCAAAUUCGCCAAGUUGUUGGAUCCAGAUGCGUCUUGGGACAAGGAUCAAUUGGGGGAUGUGUUACAUUGGAUUCGGCAAGUGGUGGCCAUUGUUUGUGGCUUGCUAUGGGGUGCUAUUCCGUUGGUUGGAGGCAUAUGGAUUGUCGUUUUUUUGGUGAUAUCGUCUGGGAUUAUAUAUGUCUAUUAUGCAAUGAUACUAAAGGUUGAUGAAGAAGAAUUUGGUGGUCAUGGAGCUCUACUCCAAGAGGGCCUUUUUGCCUCUAUAACCCUUUUUCUGUUGGCAUGGAUUCUGGUAUAUAGCUUGGCACACUUCUGAUUGGCUCGGGACAAUUAAUUUGGUAGCCCUCCUUAUCUCGAAGUGAUAUUCGAACAAUCUUGCUAAGUUAAAUGAGGCAACAUUGCCAUCGCCCUUGGGAAACAAUUAAAACUUUUACUUUAACUGUGCAACAUUUUGAUUUGCGGAGUAUGAACGCGUUAUUGUUUAAUCCAGAGGAAAUCUUUCAUGAACUUCCUGUGCUAUGUAGCCAUUUAUGGUUUGCAUGGUUAAUGAUAAGCAAACUAAGUUUCAGCGCCGCAGAUAUGAAAUUGACUCGCAAGUUGCUGCACACCAUUGUCUUGUAUUUCAAGUAGAAUGAACUAGUUCUCAGCUACACGGUUUCAUAUACGAAAUGUUCUGUGAAUAUAUUUAUGUUUUUGGUUUUUUUUUUUUUUUUUUGAGACUCCAAUUAAGCCAAAGACAGAAUCAACUCUGGUUUCUACUGUGACUUCAGAAGUUUUUAUCAUGUAGCCAUAUCUGUUCGAUUACAUGAGGCAAACUUGUUUUGUAGUUUCUAAUGAUGAUAUGAUUCACUCCAGUUCUACAGAUCAACUAACUGAAUGUGGUUCAUCA